Molecule: messenger RNA, 867 nt
Organism: Dovyalis caffra
Lineage: Eukaryota; Viridiplantae; Streptophyta; Magnoliopsida; Malpighiales; Salicaceae
Source: the annotation of a GenBank genome assembly
AUGUUGGCGGCUUUUGCGCUAUCCACUAAACCCUCCCCUUUAUUCCACUCCUCUUCUAAGGGCGUCGCUCCGAUCAGAAAUUUCAACUUCAAGAAUUUCAGUUCUGACAAAAACCUUCAAUACAGUUCCCGUUGUCGUUCAAUAAAAGUAGUCUGCUCUUUCAGCAUCAAUAACUCUGUUAUAUGCAUCGGUUCUCCUUUUACCACCGGUACAGUUACUGGCUCAUCGGAUGGUAAAUUGAAGGAUGAUGGUAGGGUUUUGGAUGAUGCUUCUGAUGGCGGCGGCGAUAAUGGUGGGGCUGGUGAUGGAAAUGGCGGUGGAGAUUCUUCUGGUGGUGGUGGAGGAGGAGGAGACGGUGGGGAUAGUGAGGAAGAUAAAGAGUUUGGACGGAUAUUGAAGUUCGGGAAUUCGCAGGGUGUAUUCUAUGGUUUAUUUGGGCUUGCGUGUGGAGUGAUUAGCCAAAGCCAUGCUAAUCCGAUAAUGCCUGCCAAACGUGUGUUCCUUUCUGUAUCUUCCAACACUAGUGUUGCAAUGGCUCCAUCAUUUCGGAACUCUGGGGCUCUGCAUGCUUCUAGUGCUGGGUUUAGGUUGGCCCUCGGUGGCCAAGGGAUUGCUGAUCUGAGAAUGACUCCCAAAUGGAGUAUAAAGAAAUCAGAACAGGACAUUCCUUUUCUACCGCGUUUGCAAAGUGAAGCUCUUGCUGAGCUGAGGGGGUUUCUUCCUGUAUCUUCCAACACUCCUUGCGUAACUAAUGGAGUGGAGCGCCUGGUUGGAGCAUCACCUGUGGUGAAAAAGGUUCUGCCUGUUGUAAUGGCUUUCACCUUUGGUGUGCUAUUGGCCAGGAGAAUAUAUGGUGGUAAAGAGUAG